Molecule: messenger RNA, 1080 nt
Organism: Fonsecaea multimorphosa CBS 102226
Lineage: Eukaryota; Fungi; Ascomycota; Eurotiomycetes; Chaetothyriales; Herpotrichiellaceae
Exons: 2
Coding region: 1-1080 (359 amino acids)
Biological process (GO): positive regulation of transcription by RNA polymerase II
Cellular component (GO): nucleus
Molecular function (GO): DNA-binding transcription factor activity; transcription cis-regulatory region binding
Source: RefSeq, a predicted model, not a curated record
AUGACCGAUAUCAAAAAGUUUAUGGUACAGUAUAAAGCCCUCCAGUACUCGCUUCUUGCGUGUAGCGCGUCCCACCUCCAUUUCGUGGAUGCUGCUCCGUGGAUGCAGGAGCUUGCAUUGGUUUACUACUCAAAUUCCGUCAAAGGACUUUCAGAGGCAUUAAGAGAGGGGGCUCAGUUGAAGAAUGAUGAUGCUUUCUUGACGUCAGUUAUUCUACUUUACAUUCAUGGGUGCAUGGGUCGAGGCACUUACACUGACAUACCCCUACAUGUUAAUGCAGCCACACGCAUCCUCAAACUACGUCUGCUUAGCAGUUCUGGAAACAUUAGUCGCCCGUUCGAUCGACUUGCCAUUGAGAGCGUCUUCUAUCAGAUUUUCCUUGUCACCACGGGCUCCUGGUCGGAUCCUCUUGAACUCGAUUAUCACUUCGAUGCCGGAUUUUGGCUACAAGCGGAACGCUUACUGGCCCAAUCAAACUUGUAUCUCGGCUGUUCUAUCGGCUUCAACAGUCCUGUCAUCGGGGUCCCAAUAGCUUUGGUUAGAAUCGUCCUAUCUCUCAAGCAAUUCUAUCAGAGCCCAUCGCAGCCUGAUCAAGGAACCCUAGACCAAAUCAGAGCUGAGUUGGACGAAUGGGAAAGCCUAGUGUAUAGUGGCCAAGAUUUGGACCACCUCUCAGAGCACGAACGGCCAAUUCUCAAUUUACAGAUGUAUAGAGACGCCGGGUAUCUGUACAUCCUUACCUCGUCUUUGUUACUUUAUCAGUUGUCUGGAAAAACGCGGACACCUGGACCGCCUCAAGCAGUACCAAGGACUUGUUGGCAGAUGAAAACGAUCCUCCAUAUUCUUCGAGGAUAUCGAGAUAAUGAUGACUGGGCAAGACUCUUACUUGGCAACUGGCCGGUCUACUCUGUCGGGUUUUUUAUGAGUCAUUCGGAGGAUAUAUGGCUUAUCCGAAACGAUCUGCAGCGAAGAUGGGACCUCGUCAAAUUCUCUCAAGUUAGUCGAUUCCGAACGGACUUGGAGUCUACCUGGAAUCUACGAGGAUAUGACAUCGACACUUCCUGCUGGUUAGGUCCCUAG